Messenger RNA from Fusarium falciforme, 1383 nucleotides. Its product is annotated as FAD dependent oxidoreductase. The record is from RefSeq and is a predicted model, not a curated record. The transcript is spliced from 4 exons. Bases 1 to 1383 code for a protein of 460 amino acids. Gene Ontology annotation, molecular function: oxidoreductase activity. Gene Ontology annotation, cellular component: cytoplasm. Lineage: Eukaryota; Fungi; Ascomycota; Sordariomycetes; Hypocreales; Nectriaceae.
AUGAGCGAGCACCAACCGCCGCACCCCCACCCAAAGGGGAUGCCGAGUUUCUGGCGAAGCACACCUGGUGUUCUUGACAACCACCGCUCGACCGAGAAUCUCCCAACGACUGCCGACAUAGUAAUCGUUGGUGCCGGCUACAGCGGUGCUUCAAUUGUCACACAGCUACUCCGUCAUCCCAGCUACCCCGUCAAGAAGCCAUCGAUUCUUAUCCUUGAAUCCCGGCAACUCUGCUCAGGGGCCACCGGACGCAACGGUGGGCACUUGAAGCCUGACUCGUACGCCUUCAUCGCCAAACUCGCCCAGGAGUACGGCCUGAAGGCUGCUGCUGAGGUUGCAGACUUUGAAUCCGCCAACGUCGCUGCCGUGACAGAGUUCAUCCGUCAAGAGAAGAUCGACUGCGACUUUGUGGUUACCAGGGCCAUCGAUGUGCAGCUCUCCGAGGGACAGCAUCGUCGUCUCAGAGAAGGCUACGAGAAUCUUGUGGAGGCGGGCAUCCAAUCAACAAGAGCGACAUUCUGUGCUCCUGAGCAACAUGCAGAGAGGCUCUCCGGUGUGAAAGGCGCCAAGGGCAUGUUCAGUUACACUGCUGGGCAUGUAUGGCCGUACAAGCUCAUCCAUCAUCUCUUCGCGGACGCCAUUGGGCAGGGAGUCAACGUCCAGACCAACACUUCUGCUACCUCCAUUUCUCGCCGCCAGAAGCAAGGCGAGGCAUGGGUAAUCGAGACUCCCCGUGGAAAAGUCCACGCCAAGCAGGUCAUCAUGGCCACUAAUGCCUACACUGGAUCACUGCUUCCCGAAUACGCCGACAAAAUCAUUCCAUACCGAGGAGCUGUCGCCCAUAUCAAGACCCCAGGAACGGCUCCAUUCCUCCCCAACACGUACUCCCUCCGUUUCGCCGACUGGGACUUUGACUAUCUCAUUCCAAGGCCAGACGGAAGCAUCAUAGUCGGCGGUGCACGACAAGCAUACUUGGGCGAUAAGAAGCAGUGGUAUGCCAAUGUCGAUGAUGGCCAUGUCAUUGAGGAAACUCGCAAAUACUUUGAUGGGUAUAUGCAGAGACACUUUAUCGGAUGGGAAGAUAGUGAAGCCUAUGUAGCAGACCUUUGGACUGGAAUCAUGGGAUACUCAUCAGACCGCCUUCCGAGAGUAGGACCCAUCCCGAAGCGCCAGGGCAUGUUCAUUAUGGCAGGAUUCACAGGACACGGGAUGCCGCAAGUGUUCCUAUGCGCCAAGGGGAUAGCUGACAUGGUUCUUGACGGAGCUUCAUUUGGGAACUCAGGUCUGCCCUCUCUUUUUGAAGAAACGCAGACAAGGUUAUCAGACCCGAGGAACAUGGUCAAGGAGAUUUAUAAUUCUGCCUUUCCACAGGCAAAGCUAUGA